Neogale vison (American mink) is the source of this 812-nucleotide messenger RNA. RefSeq names its product ferritin heavy chain-like. Lineage: Eukaryota; Metazoa; Chordata; Mammalia; Carnivora; Mustelidae. Gene Ontology annotation, cellular component: cytoplasm. Gene Ontology annotation, biological process: iron ion transport; intracellular iron ion homeostasis. The record is from RefSeq and is a predicted model, not a curated record. The transcript has 2 exons. Gene Ontology annotation, molecular function: ferrous iron binding; ferric iron binding. Bases 1 to 660 code for a protein of 219 amino acids.
AUGACUGGGCUGAAGAAGUGGUAUAUGGAACAACACAGUUCCUGCAUCAGCCCCCUAUUAACCAAUCCUGUAUCAAAGAAACACACAAAGAAACAGAAUUGUAUCUUCAUGCAUAGGAUGCACAUUAGUGGCAACUUUGGGGGUCAGCCACAGAACAUACAUAAUAGCGCAAGGCCAAGCGGACACUCUCUGUCUCAAGACAUCAUCUAUCAAAGGCGAUUUUUAUCAGGACUAAGUGAGACAAUGAGUGAGAAUGUCCACCUGGCACAUGGGAGGCUCUCAAAAAUAUUAGUUCCCCUGAAGAUGAACAGAAAGAAUGUCCACCUGCAGAACCAACGAGGUGGCCGAAUCUUCCUUCAGGAUAUCAAGAAACCAGACCGUGAUGAUUGGGAGAAUGGGCUGAAUGCAAUGGAGUGUGCAUUACACUUGGAAAAGAGUGUGAAUCAGUCACUACUGGAACUGCACAAACUGGCCACUGAUAAAAAUGACCCCCAUUUGUGUGACUUCAUUGAGACUCAUUACCUGAAUGAGCAGAUGAAAUCCAUCAAAGAAUUGGGUGACCACGUAACCAACCUGCGCAAGAUGGGGGCCCCCGAAUCUGGCAUGGCAGAGUAUCUCUUUGACAAGCACACCUUGGGAAACAGUGAUAGUGAGAGCUAAGCCUUAGGCUGUCUUCCCAGAGCCACCUGGUCCCUGAGGCCAUGCAUGCAUGUUGGGGUUACCUUACCUUUUCUAUAAGUUGUACCAAAACAUCUACUUAACUUCUUUUCAUUUGUACCAUUCCUUCAAAUAAAGUAAUUUGGUACCCAAAA